UCGUCGCUCUGGAGUGGAUGUGUAUCAUAAAAGUGUGUAUGUGCAGACAAAAAUUGUAAAAAAAAAAAAUAAUAAUAAAUUGAUUGAUAUAAUUGAUGAUCAUCGAUAAAAAUUAAUAUUACAUAAGUCGCAUAUUUUAGAAGUAGUGAGGCUAUUGUAAAGUUUGAGUUAGUGAGUGUUAGCAAACAAUACAUAAUGCCGAAAAGUUCACCGUCAGAAAUUAGAGAAAAAAAACGAAAUUUGUUUACCAAAACAUUCAUAGAGCACGACGACUGGCAGUGCGACGACCUAGUGGCAUUUAUUGUAGUUGAAUUUGACGGUGGCGUGGAGGAUAUCAACUGGAUUUUAAAAACAGCUCUAGAGCGGAAAAAAUGGCCUUACAAGAUCGUCAAAUUACUCAUGGAAAAUGGCACGGAGUUGCAAGUACUCAAUGACUUGAAUCAAACGGCGAUUCAUAUUGCAGCGAAACAUCAAGAUUGGUCAACUAUGGGCUUUUUACUUGAAUAUUCCGGGGGCGAAAACAUCAGCGAUAAACAAGGGUUCUCUUAUUUACACGCAGCCUGUAUGUCUGGCUGUUAUGACACGGUACAGAAAUACAUUCGUAACGGUGUAGAUAUCAAUUGUGUUUUCAAUAAAAAUGGGAUCGAUAAAACCCCUUUGACUUUAGCUCUUGAAUUCGAUCAAAUAUAUAUAGCAAAGUUACUAUUAGACAAUGGCGCCGAUCUGGAAUUAGUACAUGACUGGGGUAAAGCGCCUUUAGGGUGCCUUAAACGUUUAGAUGAACGCGAUAACAAAAAGCGACUAGAUAUACUGAAACUUGUGGGUGAUCAUUAUUUGAAGGGGCUGCUAAAACGUAAAAUAGACUCAGGAGUACUCGAAAAUCACAGCGACGAUGAAGGAUUUACGUAUUUACACGCAGCUUGCAUGUAUGGACAAAUCAAGAUAGUGCAGAAAUUCAUAGAUCAGAAAGACAAUCUUGAUCUCAUUUGGCGACGCCUGAAUGGUUCCAAUGAAUCACCAUUGACUCUAGCAACUAAAUAUAAUGAAAUUAAAAUAGUACAGUUGCUUUUGAAAAAUGGUGCUGAUCCUAAUUUGAAACUCUUGGAAAAAAACCCUUUGCACGUUUUUUUCAAUGGUUUUUUCCAUUGGGUACUCUUUGAAGUACCAGUAGAUUGUUACACUAAACUUCUUGAACUUUUUAUUAGUUACAAGUGCGAUGUGAAUGCAAAAAACCAAGAUGGUCGCAGCCCAUUGUUUCUUUGCCUAAAUAAUUUAUUGCGUAUUCCUUACGAGAGUUGUUGUACAAAAAAAGCCAUGAGUACUGCCAUCAAAAAUCUAGAAAUUCUACUGAUAAACAAUGCUGACAUCAAUGAAGUAUUCAAUUCUGGGUACGACGUGGUAAAGGAUUUUUUGAAAUACGGAGACAUAUUGAUAAGUGAUGUAGACGCAAUGUGCACAUUUUUAUCUAUUCUCGAUCUGCUCAAGAGGAAAGGAUAUAAAAUUAAUGGAUCAAGCGGCUUGAUGGUAUUAAAAUUUCUGCUUGAUGCAGUUAGUCCUGACAACGCUCACAACUACAACAGGGAUAAGUUUAAGAACGCAAUACUGUUCGAUUCUUCAAAUCAAAUUCGUUGGUUUCUGGAAAAAGAGCAAUACGAAUAUUCAACUCAAUAUUACUAUAAUCGGUAUUACUGUGGCUUUCUUUACGAACAUUUUGUAAUCGUAGAAAAAGGGAAAAUGUUUAUGACAGAGGAGAGGAUGGAUAUUUUGAAAAGGUGGGAACAAUUUUACAUCGCCAAACACGAGGAAAUUGAUGAUUCGUGUAUGAGUGGAUGGUCGAUGCAUGGAUGUAUUGCGUCAGAAAUCGACAGUAUGAAAAAAAUGAUGAUUAAAAACGGUGUGUCUCUACUCGAUGUUUGUGUGUCUGCUCCUAAAAAAGGGUAUGAAUUAUUGAAACAUUCUGAAUUCCGAACAGUUAUUAAUUCAGAUGAUUUCAAAGAAAAUUGCCGUUAUUCAUCUGAAACCAUUAAAGGAUACAUAAUAAAAUGUCUUCUGAGGAAAAUAUAUGAAGACACUGGAUUAGAAUACAUGAUGUUGCUUCUGCAGGGUAAACUUCCUUUAUUAUGCUGCGAAAAAGUAAUUAAACACUUGAGCAAUGAAGAAAUACUAUUAAUUUGUAAAAUGGCCAUACAUGAAAUUUGA
Trichogramma pretiosum is the source of this 2199-nucleotide messenger RNA. Its product is annotated as ankyrin-3-like. The transcript is spliced from 2 exons. The record is from RefSeq and is a predicted model, not a curated record. Gene Ontology annotation, molecular function: protein binding. The coding region runs from base 196 to 2199 and encodes 667 amino acids. Lineage: Eukaryota; Metazoa; Arthropoda; Insecta; Hymenoptera; Trichogrammatidae.